GUUAAACGAAAUACCAAUGUAAAGAAAAUUAUAACUGCGGAGCAGCAUGUGCACGGAGAGCGGGAGAGGUUAAGAUCGUCCUGGAAGAAAUAUGUGGGAUUCAAGGGAUUUUUGUAUAUUAAACAUUAAAUUUUCUCGCAUGUGCAUGAUUAUACCAUUCUUUAGUUGAUGUUCGGUAAAUCCCUACUCGGGAGUAAAAAAAAUAAAAAUGUUGCAAACCGGACGACGAGUCUUGCCUCUUUAUACGGUUUCUGUGUUUGCUCUUGGUUCAAAAAUACAGAAAUGCGUCCCUCGUAUCGCCAAUUGUAGAUUUUAUCGUGGAAGGAAGGACGAUAUUAAUGCGUCUUCACUCUUCAUUCCUGUGCCAGUGAAGCCGAACCCUGACGAUGCUGACAUUGGCGCAGAAUUGACAGGGAAAUUGGAUAAAGCAGAGUUGCUCAAAGUACUGAAUAAGUUCUUCCAAAGUAAACAGAUAAAAUCUGUUUCCCUUGAAAACGGCUUGGACAAUCAUCUCUUGCAUCAAGCAUGUACAAGUUUCCGGCGAUAUUGUCUUGAGGCUGAGUCAUUACCUGUUGAUCUGCAUGUUGUUAUCAGCGACAUAAUCCAUGGUGCAGGACAUGCUGAUGACAUUUUUCCAUACUUCAUUCGCCAUGCAAGGCAGAUGUUUCCACAUCUUGAAUGCAUGGAUGACUUAAAGAAAAUAAGUGAUCUUCGUUCCCCUGCUAAUUGGUAUCCAGGAGCACGAGCACGUACAAGGAAAGUAAUAUUUCAUGCAGGGCCUACGAACAGUGGAAAAACAUAUCAUGCUUUGCAACGUUUUCUUUCUGCUAAAUCAGGAGUAUAUUGUGGCCCAUUGAAACUUUUAGCAACAGAAGUUUUUAAUAAGGCAAAUGCCAGUGGAACUCCUUGUGAUUUAGUAACCGGUGAAGAAAAAAGAUAUGCAAAUCCUGAUGGAAAUCCUAGCAAUCAUGUAGCAUGUACAGUCGAAAUGACAUCUUUAAAUAUGCCAUAUGAGGUUGCUGUAAUUGAUGAAAUACAAAUGAUGCAUGACAUUGGGCGGGGUUGGGCUUGGACAAGAGCAUUACUUGGUGUAAUGGCAGAAGAAAUCCAUGUGUGUGGAGAGGAAGGUGCAGUGGAUUUGGUUCAUUCUCUUAUGAGUACAACUGGUGAAGAUGUUGAGGUCCAUAAAUAUAAGCGACUCACAGAACUUAUUGUUGAGAACUCUGCCCUUGGUUCUUUGGAUGCUGUACAACCUGGUGACUGCAUUGUAUGCUUCAGUAAGAAUGACAUUUAUACGGUGUCACGAGGAAUAGAGGCUCGUGGAAAAGAAGUAGCUGUGAUUUAUGGUGGUUUACCUCCUGGCACUAAAUUAGCUCAAGCUCAGAAGUUUAAUGAUGUGAUGAAUUCAUGCAAUAUUUUGGUAGCUACAGAUGCUAUUGGAAUGGGUUUGAACCUCAGCAUUCGACGUGUUAUAUUUUACUCCCUCAUUAAACCAGUUGUUAAUGAGAAAGGAGAAAAAGAAAUGGAUGUAAUAUCAGUUUCACAAGCCCUUCAGAUAGCUGGGAGAGCAGGUCGCUUUGGAACUCAGUAUGAAACUGGUUACGUGACAACUUUUAAGCCAGAAGACCUUUACACACUGAAAAAUCUCCUUGCACAAACACCUGAGCCCAUAUCUGUUGCUGGUUUACACCCUACUGCUGAACAGAUUGAAUUGUAUGCAUACCAUCUUCCUAACUCUAGCUUGUCAAAUUUAAUGGAUAUAUUUGUAACUUUGUCCACAGUGGAUGAUUCACUUUAUUUUAUGUGUAAUGUUGAAGAUUUUAAAUUCUUAGCAGAAAUGAUUCAACAUGUUCCUUUGCCAUUACGUGCUCGUUAUGUGUUCUGUUGUGCUCCUAUCAAUAAAAAAAUGCCUUUUGUAUGUACUAUGUUCUUGAAAUUUGUUCGUCAAUAUAGUAAGAACGAUGCAUUGACUUUUGACUGGCUAAAAAGAAAUAUUGGCUGGCCGUUAGAUAUUCCUCAAACCAUAAUCGAUCUGGUUCAUUUAGAAGCUGUUUUUGAUGUAUUGGACCUGUAUUUGUGGUUGAGUUAUCGCUUCAUGGAUCUGUUUCCUGAUGCGGAUCUUGUUCGAGAGAUGCAACAAGAGCUGGACUCGAUCAUUCAGCAAGGAGUAUUUCAACUUACUCGUCUUCUUAAGAACUCAGAAACAGGACACAGCAGCAGCUCAGUUGCUGAUACAGACGAUGCUCUAACAGAUAUUGAUUCCAAAGCAUCUCGUCCAAGAGGACCCAGCCCUUCCUUUGGACAUGGCAAGCUGACUGAGCGCUUGAUAGCAGAGGGGUUAUUGACACCAGGUAUGCUGAAUGAGCUGCGUCGAGAAUGGAAGCAGGGGAAAAACAUGGCUGCCGACGAGAAAGGAAAGAGUAGAAAAGGAAGGAAACGUAAAUGAUGUUAUUUCUAAAAUUAUUUGUAAAAUUGUACAUAUUUUUUAUAAUUAAAGAAAUUCUUAGAAUUUCAAUAGAAUGUGUUUAUUGUUUAUUCUAUGAAAUAUACAGUCAUGAAAUGAAAUGGAA
This is a messenger RNA of Gryllus bimaculatus (two-spotted cricket), 2570 nucleotides long. NCBI's taxonomy places the organism in Eukaryota, Metazoa, Arthropoda, Insecta, Orthoptera, Gryllidae. The record is from the annotation of a GenBank genome assembly.